Molecule: messenger RNA, 1107 nt
Organism: Ramularia collo-cygni
Lineage: Eukaryota; Fungi; Ascomycota; Dothideomycetes; Mycosphaerellales; Mycosphaerellaceae
Exons: 1
Coding region: 1-1107 (368 amino acids)
Cellular component (GO): mitochondrion
Molecular function (GO): (3R)-hydroxyacyl-[acyl-carrier-protein] dehydratase activity
Source: RefSeq, a predicted model, not a curated record
AUGGCGACCUCUCUCCCAACCCAAUGGUUGAAACGCAGUCUUCUCCAAGCUCGAAGCUACCAACGCCCAACAUGCCGCUUCAACUCGACCUACGCCCACCUCCAAGAAUCCCUCCCCAAACGCCUAAUCCAACCAACGUUUGAAGAUCUCUCCCCUCAGACUUCCUUCCGCCUCUCCACCACUCUCGCCGAUUAUCUCCCCUCUUCUUCCCCACCCGCAGUCCUGCCCCCAGCAAGUCUCGCCAAAGAACUACCCAUCCCGCAUCAUCUCGUCUACUUCGAACCGAGCAAACGCGCCUCGGAAAUGCUACCUGAUGGCACGAACCCCGAUCAAUCUCCCGGCGAACCUUUUGUGCGGAGGAUGUGGGCUGGUGGAAGAUUAUUAUACAAUCAUGACAAUCCGUUGAGAUUGGAUGGAACGCGGGGAGUCUGUGCGGAGUUUAUUCGCGGGGUCACGAUCAAAGGUAAAGAAGGCGAGGAGAAGUUAUUCGUCGCUAUUGAACGCCGUUUGGCGAAAAGCAGUGAUGCGGAAAAUGCUUUUGCGAGUAAAGUUGCCGAGGGGAGCGCGGAGAGGGCUGAAUUGGAUCAUCUGGUUCGGCAGAGAUUGUGGAGGGAUUCCGAGGAGGAUUUCGGCGAGUGUUCGAUUUUGGAGACGAGGAAUAUCGUCUUUAUGAGGGCCAGAACGCCGGAACAAGCACAAAUUGAUGCGAACAAGGCUCCUGGCAAGAUUUUGAAACCUCAACAUGAGCCGGAUUGGACGCAUACUAUCCUCCCCGACCCCAAACUUCUUUUCCGAUUCAGUGCGUUGACUUUCAAUGCGCAUUCUAUACAUCUGGAUCCGGAAUACUCGCGCACCAUUGAAGGACAUCGGAAUCUCUUGUUCCAUGGGCCGAUGAGCUUUGUGUUUUUGGUGGAGUUGUUGCAGGGAGAACUGAAGAAGGUAGGGAAUGAGGUGGUUAAGAAGGUGGAGUAUAGGAAUGUCGCGCCGUUGUAUUGUCAUGRAAAGGUCAAGUUUAAUGGAAAGAAGACUGGGGAGGGAAAGUGGGAGAUUUGGGCCGAGACUCCGGAGGGUGGGGUUGCUGUUAAGGGGAGUGUGUGGACUGGGUAG